Penaeus vannamei (Pacific white shrimp) is the source of this 1839-nucleotide messenger RNA. Lineage: Eukaryota; Metazoa; Arthropoda; Malacostraca; Decapoda; Penaeidae. The record is from RefSeq and is a predicted model, not a curated record.
CCAUCAGCUGCAUCGUCUCGGUGAUUGUAGUUCAAGCGCCCACUCUUGCUAUUGUCGUCCGCUAGCUGUGGCUAUGGGUCCUUAAACUUGAGCUGCUGAAAUUUUGAAAGGUGCAACAUGCUUUGCCAAUUUUCUAAGAUUGGCACAGCCACAAGGGGCCGUGUGCUAGAGAAUGGGGUUCCUUGCUGCCUUUCCUUUGGCAGUAGCUAUAACAGAAAGGCAAAUAGCAACAAGCCAUCCCUGUACAGAGGGUUGCCUUCUGAUGUGAGAUUUUCUUCAAGCUUACCUACUCAGGCACAGGUUGUUAUCUGUGGCGCAGGAGUGGUAGGAAACAGUAUUGCAUAUCAUUUAACUCGAGAAGGAUGGACGGAUGUUGUUGUUUUAGACCAGAAUGAGAUAGGGUCUGGCACUUCGCAUAGUGGAUCUGGUGUACUUGGCUUGUUUAAACCAUCGUCAGAAAGGCAAAUUGUUACAUAUUCAGUCAAUCUGAUUAAGACCCUCCAAGAACAGGGCUAUAAUUUGGGCUUCAAGCAGUGUGGCAGUUUGAACCUGGCUCAGACUAGGGACAGAGCAAUUGCACUGAAACGAAGACUUGCAUACACUAAACCUUCUGGACUUGAAUGUGAGUGGUUAGAUAGACAUGAAAUUAAACGUUUACAUCCACACCUCUAUACUGGAGACCUUGAAGGCGGAGUCUGGGUAGCAGAUGAUGCAGUUGCAAACCCUUCUGCAGUAUCAACUUUGGCUUUGCUAGCUCAGAUGCAAGGAGCUUUUUACAUGGAAGGAUGUUCUGUUCUACGUGUUAUAACAGAUGAAAUACCACACUCACAAAUUGUGCCGAAAGUUACACAGAUUGUAACUUCUCAUGGAAACAUACAUUGUGAAUACUUUGUUAAUGCAUCUGGAAUGUGGGCCCGCAAUUUAGGAGAAAAAAGUUCUCCGAAAGUUCGAGUUCCUGCUUUCCCAGCUGAGCAUUUCUACCUACACACAGAGAAAGUAAUGGAAGCAUUGGAUGCCUUACCAGUUGUUCGUGAUUAUGAUUCACACACAUUCUGCCUGACUCGUGAUCAGGAGUUUGUGGUUGGAGGAUUUGAAAAAGAUGCAAAGCCAGCCUUUGAUACUGGAAUACCAAGCAACUGGAAAGAAACACUAGAAGGAGAUGAUGAACAUUUUAGAACUAUCCGAGAGGCAGCAGAGCACAGACUUCCUGUUCUAAAAGAAUCUCAGUAUAAGCCUCUUAUCAAUGCUCCUGAUAACUUUACUCCAGAUGGAAAAUGGAUUCUAGGAGAAACACCUGAGAUUGACAAUUAUUUUGUAGCAGUAGGAAUGAAUGGUAACAGCUUACAAGGUGCAGGUGGGGCAGGCCAAGCUAUAGCUGAAUGGAUAAUGUAUGGCUCAUUAUCAAAAGAGAUGUUGCCAUUUGAUGUUAGACGCUUUGUUGAUCUUCACAAUAACAGACGUUACCUCAAGGAGAGGACACGUGAAGUUGUUGGGAGGCACUAUGAUAUCCUAUAUCCUGGCCAGUGUGAAUAUAAAUAUGCCAGAAAGCUGAGAUGUUCCCCAAUAAAUAGUGAGCAAGAAGCACGUGGUGCAGUUUUUGGAACACGAAUGGGAUUUGAACGUCCUCUUUAUUUUGAUAUCACGCACAAGAGAGGAGACCCACCAGCACAGAUGCCAGAAGGGACCUUUGGAAAGCCAUCAUUUAUAGACUGUGUUCGUGAAGAAUACCAUGCUUGUCGUGAAGGAGUUGGUGUUAUAGAUCUCUCCUCUUUUACAAAGAUUGAAAUUACGUCUGUCGGCUUUGAUAAGUACAGGCAGUUUGAUGCUGAGGAGACAAAG